This is a messenger RNA of Solanum lycopersicum (tomato), 2108 nucleotides long. RefSeq names its product LEC14B protein. Lineage: Eukaryota; Viridiplantae; Streptophyta; Magnoliopsida; Solanales; Solanaceae. Gene Ontology annotation, biological process: proteasome-mediated ubiquitin-dependent protein catabolic process. Gene Ontology annotation, molecular function: protein binding. Gene Ontology annotation, cellular component: Cul4-RING E3 ubiquitin ligase complex. The record is from RefSeq and is a predicted model, not a curated record.
GUGUUUGACAUGUCCACCAAAAAUCAAGAAAAUAAGAGAAAUGAAGGAAGAGAUAAGAGUAAACAAAAAGUGAAUGAAUUGGAAAUUUUAAACAACUCCAAGAUUUAGCAAUCAGGUUUGGCAUGGUAGGAUCUUGAUUAUGGAUGAUAUGAUAUUUCAAGGCGGCUCUCAGACAAUCGCCCUGCACUGUCUUACAUGUGAAAAUGUAUUUUGAUUUCUUACACCCAGAGUCCAUUGAAGACAUGGGGUAUUCUCUAAGUAAGUUAGAAGUAGACACCGGACUCUUUGAUGGUUCAAGUUCCAAUCAUGGGGUUGCUAGCAGUGUUCAUCAUGAAAGACCAACAAAUUAUUUGGACCAUGAAAUUUCUCAACUUACUAAGCUUAGAUCAGGACCCCAUGAAAAUCUCAGUAGAAUCCUACCAGGGAAAAAGGAAGUUCCUGUAUCCGCAUUCAAGAUGUUAGCUGCUCGAGAAGCCAAUAUUUCCGGUAGAGGAAGGUUUUCGAAGGCAGAUUGUUGUCAUGUUCUAAGUAAAUAUUUGCCAGUUAGUGGUCCUUGGAUUGUGGACCAGAUGGAAACCAGAGCUUAUGUAUCACAAUUUUCAGCAGAUGGUUCCCUUUUUGUUGCUGCCUUUCAGGGAAGUCAUAUUAGAAUAUACAAUGUGGAAAGAGGGUGGAAAGUUCACAAGAAUAUUCAUGCAAAAAGUUUGAGAUGGACAGUUACUGAUACAUCUCUUUCUCCGGAUCAACGUCAUUUGGUCUAUGCUACUAUGUCACCCAUCGUACAUAUUGUAGAUGUAGGAUCUGCUGCCUCUGAAUCUGUAGCCAACAUCACAGAAAUUCAUGAUGGUUUGCUUUUGUCUACUGACAAUGAUGAUUUUGGAAUUUUCUCUGUGAAAUUUUCUACUGAAGGUCGGGAAGUUGUUGCUGGAAGUAGUGAUGAUGCGAUCUAUGUUUAUGAUCUUGAAGCAAACAAACUCUCUCUUCGAAUAUCCGCACACAAUUCUGAUGUCAAUUCUGUAUGUUUUGCUGACGAAAGUGGCCAUCUCAUUUAUUCUGGAAGUGAUGACAAUCUGUGUAAGGUCUGGGAUAGACGUUGUUUUAGGGCCAAAGAAAAGCCAGCCGGAGUCUUGAUGGGACACCUAGAAGGCGUUACGUUCCUUGAUAGUCGGGGGGAUGGUCGUUAUUUCAUUUCUAACAGUAAAGAUCAGUCCAUCAAGCUCUGGGAUAUCCGCAAAAUGUCUUCUCAUGCUGCUCGCAAUAUCUGGUUCAGGAAUUAUGAGUGGGACUAUAGAUGGAUGGACUACCCUGCUCAAGCUAGAGACGUGAAGCACCCUUAUGAUCAGUCAAUAUCCACUUAUAAGGGUCAUUCUGUCUUGCGUACUCUAAUUCGCUGCUACUUCUCACCAGAAUAUAGCACUGGGCAGAGAUACAUUUACACAGGAUCCCAUGAUGCCUGCGUAUACAUCUAUGAUUUGGUAAGUGGAGAGCAAGUCGCGAAAUUGCAGCACCACCGGUCGACCAUUAGAGAUUGUAGCUGGCACCCUACUUAUCCAAUGCUUGUUAGCUCUUCUUGGGAUGGAGAUGUUGUCAAAUGGGAAUUCCCUGGAAAUGGUGAAGCACCACUCCCUCCAAAAAGGAAGCAGAUCAGAAGAAGGCAUUUCUUUUAAAUGCUAUCUGCCCUCGGAGAUUUCUCGGUUAUCAAAGAAAAAACACGGUAAGAACUUCACGAUGUUACACCAACAUGUAUAGUAACUGUUUGAACGCGAAUUUUAGCUGAAACACGAUCGAUAUUUUGAUUUACAUAUAUUGUACAUAAAUAAAGGCGAGCAUGUACAUUGCAUUUUGUAAAUAGUACUCGGAUCGUUUGGGAAUCGUGUGAUCUGUAUGCAUGGCUCGUACUGCAGGAUAAGCGGAAGAAAAUGUAAGGUCGUGCAUUAGCACUUCUGUAAGAAAAGGGAUGUGCUAAGACGCAACGACUUCUUACAUACAAAUAAAUUCAAGCUCAAAUAAAAGUAUGAAUUCAUGUUAGCUUGACUUGAUGGUACCUUCUGUUUCGAAUUCAGGAUUUAAAUCUGAUGGUCUUAGCCUAUACGGUUUUUAGCAUUGUA